Messenger RNA from Paramecium primaurelia, 577 nucleotides. The record is from the annotation of a GenBank genome assembly. Lineage: Eukaryota; Ciliophora; Oligohymenophorea; Peniculida; Parameciidae.
UAUGAUAAAGCAAACGAAAGAUGGUGAACCAAUUUUUAUUCCUCCUGCUAAAAUUUUGCAAGAAUUAAAAUAUUUGCACAAAGAAUUACCAGCAUUUUGUUACUCUUGGGCCUGGGAGGCUAGAUGUGUAUGUGCUUUUGAAAAAGCAGAAUUUAUAGAAGCCAUAAAAGAAUUGAAAGUAGAUUUUGUAAUAUAAUAAAAAGUAAAUUGGUUGCUAAAAAAGAUGUGAAGUAUAUGCAAAAAAACCUUUUCUUAUUGGGAAAAGACUUUUUAAUGUAAGAUUAAUUUCUUAUGGGGCAUCAUCACCAAAAAAAAUGUUCUUUGGACCAAAUCAUUUAGCUCAUGCAUUUGAUAAAUUGAUGUUUGAUUAUGUUUACAUAUUUUUGGAAACACCUUAAAAAACAGCAAAAAAAUUGUAAUUACUAAUAUAAAAGGCAGAAAGCACAAAUAAUAAUAGGUAUUUUAUAUUAUAAUUUUAAGAUAAAUUGCUAGUUUUAAGGAAAGUUACAAAAUACUACUUGGAAAGGAAUAUGAAGAAUAAAAUAUAGAAGGAGAAUAGAAUGAAGAACAAGAUUGA